Messenger RNA from Erythranthe guttata (spotted monkey flower), 1105 nucleotides. Its product is annotated as protein RER1A. Gene Ontology annotation, biological process: protein retention in ER lumen; retrograde vesicle-mediated transport, Golgi to endoplasmic reticulum. Gene Ontology annotation, cellular component: Golgi membrane. The record is from RefSeq and is a predicted model, not a curated record. NCBI's taxonomy places the organism in Eukaryota, Viridiplantae, Streptophyta, Magnoliopsida, Lamiales, Phrymaceae.
AAAAUAAGGGGGGAACAAUUCAGUAUUUUCUUAAAUAAGAAGGACUUGAUUGAAAUCUAACUUUCCUCCCUCUGUUUAUACUUGAUGGUACAAUCCAAACACUCGCUAUCAAACGGCGUCAAAACUAAACUCCAAUUACCCCAAUUACCCUCACCGGAAUCCCGAUGGACCCCACGGCAGGCGGCUCUACUCCCGCCACCGGCGCCAUGGACGUCCCAAUCGCCACGACGGCGGCCGCAUCCGCCGCCGAUUUGUCCUCGACGACCGCCUCCGCCGCCGAUUUCUCGCGGUGGACCUUCCCGAUCUCGCAGCGGUUCCAGCACCUCCUGGACAAAUCGACGCCGCACGUUUUAUACCGGUGGAUCGCGUUCGCCUGCAUCGCGUUCCUGUACGUGGUGCGAGUGUACCUCGUCGAAGGAUUCUACGUGGUGUCGUACGCCCUCGGCAUAUACAUCCUCAGCCUCCUCAUCGGAUUUCUCUCGCCGCAGGUGGACCCCGAGCUUUCCGGUGGCCCGACCCUGCCUACCCGGGGCUCCGACGAGUUUCGCCCCUUCGUCCGCCGCCUCCCCGAGUUCAAAUUAUGGUACUCGAUCACCAAGGCCUUCUGCAUUGCGUUCGUUUUGACGUUCUUCAGCGUAUUCGAUGUACCUGUUUUUUGGCCGAUUCUCCUUUUCUACUGGAUUAUGCUGUGUAUGUUGACUCUAAGGAGGCAGAUCGAGCAUAUGAUUAAAUAUAAAUAUGUUCCCUUCUCCUUCGGGAAGCAGCGGUAUGAUGGAAAGAGGAAAGCUUCAACAAGUGAGAAUGAAAGUUUGCUCCCUUAAUUUGAAUUCACAGUUUCUAGAACAAUUUCUGUUUACAGUAAGCAGCAGGGAUUUCUUUCUUUUUAUCACCUUAACUUUAUCUUGUAAUCUUUCUUCUCGUUUUAUGAGCAACUUUUUGGAGGUCUUAAGUUAAAGUCGGAAAUCGUUGUAUACUAGCAAGUGAAUCCUCAGUUUUACGAGCGAAACGAAGUUGUUAUAUACACUACAAAGAGGGUAUUGUUUGCUUUUUUUUCCGUAGAACUGGAUUAUGUAAACAUUUAAAUUUCAAUAGUACACUUUUCUUU